ACGCGUGAGGCAUGCUGGGCUGGAAGGAGGAAGUGCAGUGGGGAGGAGGGGAGGGACCGCGCAUCCCCAGCGCCGCCGCGCCGCCUCGGACUGCGCCACAUGGAGCGGUGCGCGCCUGGAACAGCUUCAUACUGCACCCGAGCCGAGGACUAACAGAGUAUCUGCACAGGAUGGAGACCGAAGAGUCACAGGAAAUGUCCCAAAUAGCAGGGACGGACAGCCCCACUACUAACGAGGGAGGAGAAGAGCAAGAAGAGGCCAUGCCUGUCCCAGAGGACCUGUCCACCAGCACAGGUCUCCAGAGCAACACUCGCACUGACAAAGCAACAGCCUGCAAUAUAAAAGUUGAGGCUCGGAGUGAUGAGGAGAACGGGCUGGCCGCUGAGAUGAAUGGCGAGGAAGAGGAGUGUGUGGCCGAGGACUUGCGCAUGCUUGAUGGCUCAGGGGCCAAAGUGAACGGCUCCCACGCAGGCCCAGACAGCAAGCCAGCGCCCGCCUACCCUAUGGCCGGGGGCAUCCGCCUCCCCAAUGGGAAGCUCAAGUGUGAUAUCUGUGGAAUAGUUUGCAUUGGGCCCAAUGUGCUGAUGGUGCACAAGCGAAGCCACACUGGUGAAAGGCCCUUCCAGUGCAAUCAGUGUGGUGCCUCCUUCACUCAGAAGGGCAACCUGCUACGCCACAUCAAACUUCACUCCGGAGAGAAACCCUUUAAAUGUCACCUAUGUAACUAUGCCUGUCGCAGAAGAGAUGCCCUUACCGGACACCUUCGCACACAUUCUGUUGGAAAGCCCCACAAGUGUGCGUAUUGUGGACGCAGCUACAAGCAGCGAAGCUCGCUUGAAGAACACAAAGAGCGAUGCCACAACUACCUGCAGUGCAUGGGCCUUCAGAACACCAUCUACUCAGUGAAGGAAGAGAACAGCCAGUGUGAGCAGAGGGAAGACUUAAACCUGGCUGCGUCUGAGAGAGCUUUGGUGCUAGACAGAAUAGCAAACAAUGUAGCUAAGCGUAAAAGCUCUAUGCCACAGAAGUUUAUAGGUGAGAAGCGCUUUGCUGACCUCUCAUAUGAGAACAGCUCAGGUGAGAUGAUGCAGCCAUCAGCAGUCAUUGACCAGGCCAUCAACAGUGCCAUAAGCUACCUGGGAGCUGAGGCCCUGCGGCCACUGGUUCAGACCCCGCCAGGCUCCACCAGUGACGUGGUUGUCAGCCCCAUCUACAACCUGCACAAGGCCCAGUCGGCUGAGAGCAAUGGCUUGUCAGCUAAAGAUAGCGCAGCCGAGAACUUGCUCCUGCUUUCUAAGUCCAAAUCUGCACUGAGUGAGAAAGACGGCUCACCCAGUCACAGUGGCCAGGACUCCACUGACACCGAGAGCAACAACGACGAUCGGGCAGCUGGGGGAGGAGGACCGGCGGCAAGUGGUCUCAUCUAUCUGACCAAUCAUAUGGCCCCGGGUGCACGAAACGGAGCUUUGCCCCUGGUGAAGGAGGAGCAGAGGCACUAUGACUCUCUGCGGGGGGUGGGAAUGGAGCUAGGCAUGUCAGUGGCUACAGAGGGCUUUAAAGUGCUAAGUGCUGAGGGUGAGGAAGUGAGGGCAUAUCGCUGCAUCCACUGCAGGGUGCUCUUCCUGGACCAUGUCAUGUAUACCAUUCACAUGGGAUGCCAUGGCUUCCGAGACCCCUUUGAAUGCAACCUAUGUGGCUACCGCAGUCAGGACCGCUAUGAGUUCUCCUCACACAUCACACGUGGAGAACACCGCUACUGAGCACACACACACACACACACACACACCCACCUUAUUCAUAUAGAUAUACCAGCAUACCAACGAAUACACAGUCAUCAAAAAUACACGUGUGUAUAAUUGUUUUUUAAUGCAUUGUCUGAACACUGUGUGCAUGCUGAAAAGUUCAAAUUAUUAAUUUAAUAUACACUGAUUAAUGUAGACAGAUGUAAAUAUAAUUCAUUGCCAUGUCUAUUUUUCUAAAACUGUUUGAGUUACUGAUAAAUAUAGGAAAAUACCUACAAAAAAAAAGCAGUACUGAAGAAUGGAAUUAAAAUUGAAGAGAGACAGUGAAUUGUUUUGAAGAGAAAAUCUCCUUUUUUUCUUGGAUUCACAGCAUAAAUAAAAUGUUUUGGGAGCAGCAUUCAAUUUAUUUAAAAAAGCAAGUUAUAUCUUGAAAGAAGCAACACAGUCUUCUGUGUUUCUCACUGGUUUGGCUUAAUAUUUUGUUUAUGAAUUAGUACUCACCUAUUCUACUUGUAUAUUUAAAUAUACAGAUUGUCAAAACUAUUAAAAUACAACUUCAAGUGUUACAUGUGAGGGCAAAGAUAUAAGGCAAUAACGAAUGUAUCCACUACCAAUCAAAAGCUUGGACACACUAGUUUGAAUCUAUUUGUCAUUGUCUUAAAGAUCGUUUGAUUGACUUACUGAAAUCUGUUUCUAGGUAAAUAAUGAGGUUGAAUAAUCAUGUAAAAUGUAUAAUAUUUUGUAAGCCAUUUAUAAUUCAUUUGAGUAGUUGUUGCUGAAGAAUCUAAUUGUUUCCCCUAACAAGAAUUUUUCCAUUUAGGAUGACCCGACCUCAAAACUCGAAAUGUGAGAAAUUUAAGAAAUGCCUCUUGAAGAAAAGUGUCAUGAAGCUGGCUCAGAAGAUUCCGCUAAGCUUCAGCAGGAGUACUAUUAAAAUAUGUUCAAUAUCCCAGUGUUAAUGUUUUCAUUACUAUUCUAAAACAGCACAAAAAACAAAAUGAAGAGCUGGUGUGUCCAAACUUUUGACUGGAAGUCUGCUUCUUGUAACCCAGUGUUUACCCAGAAUUUAUCUCUUAUCAGAGAACUAUAUCCCCAUUUCCCAUCUUUAUGUAUUAUAAGCAGCUUUUUUGGUCCGUUGUAUUUCUUUUUUAUCUUCAAGUUUUUUUUUGUUUUUUUUUUAUUAUUAUUUAACCAUAGAUUUUCACAUUGUUUUGUUUUAAAAUGUGGAUAUAUUAGUAUCAGUAAUGGUAAAACAUGCUUGCAAAAUAUCAAUAAAAACAAAGUACAUUCAA
Hemibagrus wyckioides is the source of this 3034-nucleotide messenger RNA. It is a transcript of the gene ikzf1, whose product is annotated as IKAROS family zinc finger 1 (Ikaros). The coding region runs from base 12 to 1760 and encodes 582 amino acids. The record is from RefSeq and is a predicted model, not a curated record. Gene Ontology annotation, biological process: regulation of transcription by RNA polymerase II. Lineage: Eukaryota; Metazoa; Chordata; Actinopteri; Siluriformes; Bagridae. Gene Ontology annotation, molecular function: DNA-binding transcription factor activity; RNA polymerase II cis-regulatory region sequence-specific DNA binding. The transcript is spliced from 8 exons.